This is a messenger RNA of Hypoxylon fragiforme, 513 nucleotides long. RefSeq names its product cytochrome b5. The transcript has 2 exons. The record is from RefSeq and is a predicted model, not a curated record. The coding region runs from base 1 to 513 and encodes 170 amino acids. Lineage: Eukaryota; Fungi; Ascomycota; Sordariomycetes; Xylariales; Hypoxylaceae. Gene Ontology annotation, cellular component: endomembrane system; membrane.
AUGGACUACAUCAACCAGCGCGUGGCCCAAGAGGCCGCCAAAGACCCCUCAGCAAUCGUCACCGGCUUCAUCACACCCCUGAACCUCAUCCUCCUCGUCAUAACCCUCUACACGACCUACCUCCUCUACAAGCCGUCCCCUCCCGCGGCCCUGCCCCGCGACGCCCCCGCCGUCGUCUUCAAGACGUUUACCCCGCGCACCCUGCUGCCGUACAACGGGCUCAACGGCAUGCCCGUGUACCUCGCCGUGCGGGGCCGCGUCUUCGACGUCACCAGCGGCCGCAACUUCUACGGCCCCGGCGGCCCCUACGAGAACUUCGCUGGCCGCGAUGCUAGUCGUGGGCUCGCGUUCCACAGCUUCGAUGAGGAUAUGCUGACGAAGGACCUUGAUGGCCCGCUUGAUAAGCUGGAGGGCCUGGGACCGGAGGAGAUGGAGAGCUUGAAGGGCUGGGAGGAGAGGUUCGAUAGCAAGUACAUGGUUGUUGGACGUCUGGUUGCGCAGGCGGAUGCGUGA